Olea europaea var. sylvestris is the source of this 1175-nucleotide messenger RNA. Its product is annotated as 60S ribosomal protein L5-like. The coding region runs from base 75 to 977 and encodes 300 amino acids. The transcript is spliced from 8 exons. Gene Ontology annotation, biological process: translation; ribosomal large subunit assembly. Gene Ontology annotation, molecular function: 5S rRNA binding; structural constituent of ribosome. Gene Ontology annotation, cellular component: cytosolic large ribosomal subunit; ribosome. Lineage: Eukaryota; Viridiplantae; Streptophyta; Magnoliopsida; Lamiales; Oleaceae. The record is from RefSeq and is a predicted model, not a curated record.
CCUCUAUUUUGUUGGAAUAAAAGCUUUAGUGCCCUUCACACGACGCUGCUUAAUAGUUAAUUCCCGCUUCAACUAUGGCCUUUGUCAAAGCACAAAAGUCAAAGGCGUACUUCAAGAGGUUUCAGGUCAAGUAUAAGAGAAGGAGAGAGGGGAAGACUGAUUAUAGGGCAAGGAUUCGCCUAAUUAACCAAGAUAAGAACAAGUACAACACUCCCAAGUAUCGAUAUGUUGUGCGAUUUACCAACAAGGAUAUUAUUGCACAAAUUGUAUCUGCAAAUAUUGCUGGAGAUUUGGUUCUUGCUGCAGCAUAUGCCCACGAGUUGCCUCGCUGUGGACUCAAAGUAGGUCUUACCAAUUAUGCUGCAGCUUACUGUACCGGGCUUCUUUUGGCUCGUCGUGUCUUGAAAAAGCUUGAGAUGGAUGACGAGUAUGAAGGCAAUUCGGAGGCAACUGGAGAGGAUUACUCAGUUGAACCGGCAGAGAGCAGAAGGCCCUUUCGCACACUUCUUGAUGUAGGCCUUAUCCGAACAACAACUGGAAAUCGUGUUUUUGGUGCUCUUAAGGGAGCACUAGAUGGUGGAUUAGAUAUUCCUCACAGCGAUAAGAGAUUUGCUGGUUUCUCUAAGGAGUCUAAGCAGCUUGAUGCUGAGGUUCACAGGAAGCACAUUUAUGGUGGCCAUAUAGCAGCAUAUAUGUCGACUUUAAUGGAAGAUGAACCAGAAAAGUAUCAAUCACACUUCAGUGAAUAUAUCAAGGAAGGACUUGAGCCAGAAGGCCUUGAGGAGAUGUACAAGAAAGUUCAUGCUGCCAUCCGUGCAGACCCAACUGCUAAGCAAUCAGAGAAACAGCCACCUAAGGAACACAAGAGGUACAACUUGAAGAAGCUCACUUAUGAAGAGAGGAAGGCCAAGUUGAUCGAGCGCUUGAAUGCACUUAAUGCUGCAGCAGGUGCUGAUGAUGAUGAGGACGAUGACUGAACGUACCCUUGUUGAAAUUGAGCUAGUUUUGUUUUCAAUUGUUUCCUUAGUACACCCACUGGUUAACGGAGUUUUAUCUGAAAAACUGGUUAUACUACUUAUCAAUUUUGAAGAUUUGAGAGAUCUUUUUGUCAAACAAGUGGUAGUUAGAUAUCAUUUGACAUCAAAUGCAAAUUUUAUCGUUGUCGUUCUUACAUA